Molecule: messenger RNA, 1401 nt
Organism: Amaranthus tricolor (Joseph's coat)
Lineage: Eukaryota; Viridiplantae; Streptophyta; Magnoliopsida; Caryophyllales; Amaranthaceae
Product: DNA-directed RNA polymerase subunit alpha
Exons: 1
Coding region: 1-1011 (336 amino acids)
Biological process (GO): DNA-templated transcription
Molecular function (GO): DNA binding; protein dimerization activity; DNA-directed RNA polymerase activity
Source: RefSeq, a predicted model, not a curated record
AUGGUUCGAGAGAAAAUAAGAGUAUCUACUCGGACACUGCAGUGGAAAUGUGUUGAAUCAAGAACAGAUAGUAAAUGUCUUUAUUAUGGACGCUUUAUUCUCUCUCCACUUAUGAAAGGCCAAGCUGAUACAAUAGGCAUCGCGAUGCGAAGAGCGUUACUUGGCGAAAUAGAAGGAACAUGUAUCACACGUGCAAAAUUUGAUAAAAUACCGCACGAAUACUCUAACAUAGUAGGUAUUCAAGAAUCAGUACACGAAAUUUUACUGAAUUUGAAAGAAAUAGUAUUGAGAAGUAAUCUAUAUGGAACUUGCGAAGCGUCUAUUUGUGUUAGGGGCCCCAGAUGUGUAACUGCUCAAGAUAUCAUCUUGCCCCCUUAUGUAGAAAUAGUUGACAAUACACAGCAUAUAGCUAGCUUGACGGAACCAAUUGAUUUGUGUAUUGGAUUACAACUCGAGAGAAAUCGCGGAUAUCAGAUAAAAGCGCAAAAUAACUUUCAAGAUGGAAGUUAUCCUAUAGAUGCUCUAUUCAUGCCUAUUCGAAAUGUGAAUCAUAGUAUUCAUUCUUAUGGAAAUGGGAAUGAAAAACAAGAGAUACUUUUUCUCGAAAUAUGGACAAACGGCAGUUUAACCCCGAAAGAAGCACUUUAUGAAGCCUCCCGGAAUUUAAUUGAUUUAUUUAUUCCCUUUCUACAUGCAGAAGAAGAAAACUUAUAUUUAGAGGACAAUCAACACAAAAUUUCUUUACCCCUUUUUACCUUUCACAAUAGAUUGGCUGAAAUAAGGAAAAACAAAAAAAAAAUAGCAUUGAAAUAUAUUUUUAUUGACCAAUUAGAAUUGCCACCUAGGAUCUACAAUUGCCUCAAAAAAUCCAAUAUACAUACAUUAUUGGACCUUUUGAAUAACAGUCAAGAAGAUCUUAUUAAAAUGGCGGAUUUUCAUAUAGAAGAUAUAAAACAAAUAUUUGGCACUUUAGAAAAACAUUUCGUAAUUGAUUUAAAAAAAAAAAAAUGACAAAAAAUUGAUUGAAUUUUCCAGACUGGAUCAAAAAAUGAAUUCAAUACAAAAUUCAAUUGAAUAGAUGUAUCUAGGGAAAAUUCACUUUGAAGCGACUAUUCCCUAGAUACAGACCUUGUGUUAUUUCACAAUUGAAUCAAUUUAAAAAAGACCUAAAGUUAGGGAUUUAUCAAUGGGUAAUGUUGCUCCAAUACCUAACCAAAGGGCUACUACAGUACCAACCAAAAAAACAGUUGUAGCUACUGGACGACGAAAUGGGUUUUGGAAUUUAUUCACAUUCUCUAAAAAAGGAACUGUUAGUAAUCCCGCAGGUACUGAAACCAUUAAAAGAACGCCUAAUAACUUAUUUGGUACUGUACGAAGUAUUUGAAAUACAGGAAAGAAAUA